Molecule: messenger RNA, 612 nt
Organism: Peniophora sp. CBMAI 1063
Lineage: Eukaryota; Fungi; Basidiomycota; Agaricomycetes; Russulales; Peniophoraceae
Source: the annotation of a GenBank genome assembly
AUGCUAAGCCUCUUGGACCCGCAUGGUUCCCCCAUGAUAAUCUCCAUGUUCGAGGAGCACACCACUCACCAACGUGUCACCAACGUGUUCCGCGGUAUGGUGUAUAACGACACCGCCGUGCAGGAUAUUGUGGAGUACUGGGGGCGGGACACGAUCGCAGAGUAUCUCGACUUCGCGCUGGCGCGAACGACCGACCCGCUCGCUUCGCUCUGGACAGCCGAUAACUGGCGCUGCUGGCUCGACCUGCAGCAGCUCAUCCCGUGGCUUCUCAGACGUCAUCAGCGGUUACUUCUUCCGGACGGAACUGUCGACGAGGACGCGGAGGUCCUCUUCACGCCCGAUUCUCUGACGGAGGUCGUUGGAGGGUUGGAUCUCAUACGGAAGCAGAAGUUCCCACUUGGGAAUGGAUGUGGAGGUGGCUCUCAAGAGAGGUCUGGCUGCGCGUGGAAGGGGUGUGAGAGGCUGAGCGCGGAGGGUGGCGUCAGGUUGUUGAGGUGCAGGGGCUGUGGAAACGCGCGGUAUUGCGGGCGGGUAUGUCAAAGAAGUGAUUGGGUGAAGGGCGGGCACAAGGCGCGGUGCAGACGGCUGAAAGAGUCGCGCGUCGUACUGUGA